Molecule: messenger RNA, 213 nt
Organism: Haemonchus placei
Lineage: Eukaryota; Metazoa; Nematoda; Chromadorea; Rhabditida; Trichostrongylidae
Source: the annotation of a GenBank genome assembly
AUGGAGACGCCCAACAAAUGUGGACAUCGGUAUUCCGUGGUCUCACAGGAGCUACGCGCAGUUACUAUUCGAGAACUAGGUUCUGUAGUUGGUAAUCCGUUGGAUCGACGGCAUGGAAGAAGCUGUGAUCUUCAAGCUGCGAAUGACGACGACAAGCCGGAUAAAUAUGACAAUCCCAUAGCGCAGGUACCAAGAAAUCCGUUGCGGUUUUGA